Rosa rugosa (rugosa rose) is the source of this 2832-nucleotide messenger RNA. RefSeq names its product G-type lectin S-receptor-like serine/threonine-protein kinase At1g61370. The record is from RefSeq and is a predicted model, not a curated record. The transcript has 7 exons. Gene Ontology annotation, biological process: protein phosphorylation; recognition of pollen. Bases 175 to 2682 code for a protein of 835 amino acids. Gene Ontology annotation, molecular function: ATP binding; protein serine/threonine kinase activity. Lineage: Eukaryota; Viridiplantae; Streptophyta; Magnoliopsida; Rosales; Rosaceae.
AUAUCAAAUUUGUCCCAAUGACUUUAAAAGCAUUUGUAGAACUACCAUAGAACUUUCUCAAUUAUCUGGUCUAAGCUAAGUUCUGUGUGGCCUAGUUGCUUUAGUAUAUAUAGCUAUCCUUGUGAAACAGAAAAUAAUUGACAUUGUUCUUCUGCAAAACAUAUUCGGGUAGCGAUGCAACUGGGUAGUGUUACUUUGUUUUUCUUAUUCUUCUUUAGUUUGCUUCCAUCACAGUACGAUGCUGAAGUAUAUAACAUAACUCCUUCACACCCAUUAGAAGAGAGACAAACUCUAGUUUCUUCUGGCCUAAUAUUUGAACUGGGCUUCUUCAGUCCUAAUAAUUCUGCCAACAAGUAUAUAGGCUUGUGGCACAAAAGUAUUUAUCCCCGUAAAUAUGUAUGGGUGGCUAACAGAGACAAUCAUCUUGCCGCUGCAGACACCUUGGCUAGUUUGAGAAUUGGCAGUAGCGGGAGUCUGGAGCUCGUAGAUGGGAAACAGAUUUCUGUCUGGUCAGCCAAUAUAUCUAAUUGUUCAUCUGCAGUUCUCUUAGAUAAUGGAAACUUUGUUGCCAAAGAUGUUAUGGGAGCUGAUUUGUGGGAGAGUUUUAAUAAUCCUAGUGACUCACUUCUGCCAAACAUGUUGCUGGGAUAUGAUAGUGGUUCUGGAAAACAGAAUUUCUUGACAUCUUGGAAAAGUGAAAAUGAUCCAUCAACAGGGAUAUUCUUGGUCGGACUGUCAGCAGAGUUGCCGGCACAGUUGUAUAGUUGGAUUAAUGGAUCUACUCCCCACUGGAGAAGUGGGCCAUGGGAUAAAUCAAAGUUUAUUGGUAUACCCACAAUGAAUUCUCAGUAUCUAUCUCCAUUUACUCUUGUUGAUAAUGUGACACAGGGUACCAGGUAUAUGUUUUACAGUUUUGACAAAAUUCUCGGAUUUGAUAAAACUCUUGCAUAUAUGGACAUAUCUUCAGAAGGAAUACUGCGCAAUUUGUAUUCACCAAGUGGCAAGAAAUGGUACUAUGACUGGCAGUCAUCGGAAAAUCCAUGCAACAAUUAUGGUGCCUGUGGACCUUUUGGGGUUUGCAAAGCUUCUGAAUCUCCAAUCUGCAAGUGUUUGAAAGGGUUUAUACCCAAGUCAAAUGAGGAAUGGAGCAAAAGAAACUGGACCGGAGGUUGUGUGAGACGAAUAAAUUUGUCUUGUGAGACACACACAAAUGAAUCAGUCUCAUCUAAAGGGAAAGAUGGGUUUUUGAAGAUGGAAAGAUUGAAAGUACCCGAUUUUCAUGAAUAUCUGACUUCUGUGGUUCUAGACAAGUUCGAGGACUGCAAGAUAAAGUGCCUGAAUAAUUGUUCUUGCCUAGCUUAUGCAUAUGUUGAUAACAUAGGGUGUUUGGUCUGGUCCAAAGACCUUAUUGAUAUACAGCAGUUUCCAUCUCUUGGAGAAGAUCUUUAUGUCCGCCUAGCACGCUCAGAACUAGGUGAAGGAAAGCCGAUAAAAUUAAUUGCCAGCCUUACAACUAUUGGAUUUAUGAGUAUCUUGGUUGCUGUAGUCUUCAGUUUGCACAGGUGGCGUGCCAACCAAAAGCGACAUGUCAAAUUAACAACACGUCGUUUGGAAUCAACUAGUAUGAUUAAGAUUUAUAGAGACGGUCUUCGAGAGUAUAUAGGACAGCAUGAUUCCUCCGAGCUAAGGAUGUAUGAUUUUGAUAGCAUAGUAAUCGCCACGGACGGCUUUAGCAUCACAAAUAAACUGGGGCAAGGAGGCUUUGGCCCAGUUUAUAAGGGGUUGCUACCCGAAGGGAGGGAAAUAGCAGUAAAAAGACUUUCUAGUAGCUCGGGACAAGGUGUGGAGGAGUUCAAGAAUGAAAUGUUGUUGAUCUCCAAUCUUCAACACAAAAACCUUGUCAGGAUCAUGGGUUGUUCUGUCAAACAGAAUGAAAAGUUACUUAUCUACGAAUUCAUGCCAAACAAAAGCUUGGAUACUUUUCUAUACGAUCCAACAAAGAGAGCAGUGCUGGAUUGGGCUAAACGCUUUAACAUUAUUCAGGGUGUUGCUAAGGGGCUUCUUUAUCUUCAUCAUGAUUCCUAUGUGAAGGUGAUUCAUAGAGAUCUAAAAGUCGGUAACAUCCUCUUGGAUGAGAAAAUGAAUCCAAAAAUCUCAGAUUUUGGGUUGGCACGCAUUGUUGAAGGAACGCAGAGUCUAGAAAAUACUCAGAAGGUUGUGGGAACACGUGGCUAUAUGUCUCCGGAGUAUGCUAUGGGUGGGAUAUUUUCCGAGAAAUCUGAUGUCUAUAGCUUCGGGGUCUUGGUAUUGGAGAUUAUUAGCAGCAAGAAGAAUAGCAGCUUCUAUUUAUAUGACCAACAACUUGGCUUCCUUGCCUAUGCUUGGAACAUGUGGAAUGAAGGCAGGGCAUUGGAGUUAGUAGAUGAAGUAUUGGGUGAUUCAUACUCCUCAUCAGAAGUAAUGACAUGUGUGCAUGUUGGGCUUCUUUGUGUACAGGACAAUGCUGCUGAUAGACCAACCAUGGCGGAUGUAUCUUUAAUGCUAAGCAGCGAGAAAGAUGGUCCACAUCCAAAGAGGCCUGUAUUCACCAUUCAAAACUCAGUUUAUCAUCCUGGACCAUCCUAUGAAGAUACUAAUUCCUCCAAAAAUGAAGCUAGCAUUACAACGAUCGAAGGACGUUAGGCAACAGCAAAUUGUUGCAUCAAAACCCAUAGUAGAUAGACCCUCACUGAUGCUUUUACAGUUUGUAUAUACGGCAUGUACGUGAACAUUGUCUUUAUUUGCAUGAAGUUGAUUCCUAUCAAUGAAUAAAAGGAUGUUCAGUUUUCUUUG